UAGUGCCUUUAUGACUAGAAAAACUAACGGCUUUGGCGAAUUAUUGUCUUACCAGGGUAACCUAUAUAGAUGCUCCAUUUUGUCGAACGUCAACAGAAAUUCUAUAUGGUCAGUUGACAAGGUUCAUUUGAGCGACGGGAUCUGAGGAAGAAGAAGAUGAUGAUGGAAUACGUGAACGAUAAAUUCGCAUUGAAAAGUCACGCGAUUAAGGGCAGCGACUAUUACAUGGGCUCUGGCAGCGGGCUGGACCAAGUUAUGGAGAGUUUGGACAGUGUACAGUACUACAGCAAAACCUCGCCCAAGUGUGUGCAGGCUUUCGGGCUACAGACCACCGAGCACAACACGCGAAUGGAGCGGUCCACGCCGUGUGGAGAACAAAACGCGAAUUAUGGUGUCCCCAAAACUGAAGAAGAUACCUUGCACGUGGACCUCGGGAGGUCGACAGACAACUGUUGCAAUCUGAGGGACUCGCCGGUAAUGGCCGGUCAGGAGAAAACGGAUUUGUACGAAAUCAGUGACAAGUGUGACAGUAACGUAUCAAGCAGUAAGAAGCGGCGGCACAGGACGACGUUCACGAGCGCACAGCUGGAGGAGUUGGAGAAGGUGUUUCAGAAAACUCAUUACCCAGAUGUUUAUGUGAGAGAACAGCUGGCGAUGAGAACGGAGCUAACUGAGGCCAGAGUGCAGGUGUGGUUUCAAAACAGAAGAGCCAAGUGGAGAAAAAGAGAACGUUAUGGGCAGAUUCAACAGGCAAAAAGUCAUUUUGCAGCUACAUAUGACAUAUCAGUGUUGCCAAGGACGGAUAGCUACUCACAAAUCCCCAACAACCUGUGGCCCAGCCCUGCUCCCAAUGGCUCAAUGGUGUCCUCCUGCAUGCUCCCCCGUGGAUCCCCUCCCUGUGUAACCUCCUACUCCCACUCCCCCCGCUCCGCAGCCGACCACGGGUAUGUGGGCUUCCCCAACCAGCAGAACCAGUUUGGACACGUCUCCAUCAACAACUUUUUCACGGCUGACUCCCUCCUCACACCCUCACCCAACGGACACCCGUUCGAGGCCAAGCCUGAGUUUGAGAGACGCUCAUCCAGCAUCGCCGUGCUGCGGAUGAAGGCCAAGGAACAUGCGGCUAACAUAUCCUGGGCCAUUUGAUUGGGAUUGUGAACGUUCUGUCCUCCCAACCGACUGACUCACAGCCACUCUAACUUUAACAUUAAUACUACGCACGAUAAUUAUAUCCCCAAUGUUGAAUGACUGACAGAGAACUGACUGUGACACCGGAUGAUGGAAAAGGACUUCCUUAAAUUUGAAUGAUGUAGGCCUAGAUGCUGAUCGCUGACUAGCCAUCUGCUGGAGAGACAUGCUCCAACAAACUGUGACCCUUUUGGUCAAAGGUUAGAAGACAGAGAUGAUGAACUGCUUCAAGGUUACUGAAGGUCACCUCAUCAAGGUUGAGCUGUGAGUGCAUAUCAGUUUAAUCCACACAGGCGACACUUACUUUCAGGUUAACAACCGAUGUGAAAGAGUAAUGGAAACACUCCCCUAAGUGGGCCCCCUUUGCCCAUAUUAUUAUUCAUAAUGAGGCACAAUGUGUUGCUGAAAACGAAGUUGUCUAUGGCUUUUACACUCAACUUCAGUUUGUCCUACACUGUAGGACUUACAGUACAAGUGUUGAGGUGUGUAUAUUGUCAUUCCCUGUGCUUUCUAAUUCCAUUGCCCCAUGCAGCUCUGGACAUACAGAGGACCUGAACAGAAAUGAAAUGGACUGACACACUGAUAUGUCUGUGUGCUUUGCAGCAAAGCUAUUUAACCCCCAUUAGCUCUGUCUGUGUUGUUUGGCACCAGCACAGGAAGCAGUUGGUAUUUUUGUAAAAAGGUAAUAAAAACAUAUGUUGUGACAUCA
Messenger RNA from Salmo salar (Atlantic salmon), 1897 nucleotides. Its product is annotated as ALX homeobox protein 1. Gene Ontology annotation, molecular function: RNA polymerase II transcription regulatory region sequence-specific DNA binding; DNA-binding transcription activator activity, RNA polymerase II-specific. The record is from RefSeq and is a predicted model, not a curated record. NCBI's taxonomy places the organism in Eukaryota, Metazoa, Chordata, Actinopteri, Salmoniformes, Salmonidae. Gene Ontology annotation, biological process: negative regulation of DNA-templated transcription; positive regulation of transcription by RNA polymerase II; embryonic skeletal system morphogenesis.